CGAAAAGCAACUAAGACACACAACCAACUGAGCCAGACUUGUGGCUGCCCUUUCGCCUCCUCAACGCCUCGCCAGCUCCAUAUCCCCCUGUGAUUGCACCAGUAGCCUGCAUAUGUCGGCGCCACAGGAAGCGCUUGGCCAGGACGAUGCAGUGCGGCCACCACCCAUCGUCUCAACGACGCGGCAUCGCUCACAGCAUCCCCCACAAACGUCGUUGCCACCUCGAGCAAGGUCAACAAGCGAGUCGGGCACAAGCAUGUCCAUUGUAGAUCUACUUAAUCCAUCGUCCACCCACGCCCCGAACUCUUGCAGCGACGAAGACGAGCCCUCUUGUGACGAAAACAAGUUCAAGCAAGAAGACUUGCUUGCAAGACCUUCUUAUAACGACAAUCAUAACGACAAUCAUACGUUCCCAUCAUACGAGGACAACGUGGACGAGUUCGUGAAUAGCGACGACACAGAUGACAGCGCAUUCCAAAAGCGGGGGCUCUCGUGCUCGAUCAAAACGUGCCCCAACAAGGCGGUGAGCAAGGGUCGAUGUAUAUCCCAUGGAGGCGGAUGCCGAUGCAAAGUGACUGGCUGCAAGAACGGUGCCAAAAUGUACGGGCUAUGCCACCUCCAUGGCGGUCGUAAGAAAUGCAAGCAUCCUGGCGGCUGUGGGAAGUUUGCCAAAAGCUUGGGGCUGUGUUGGGCGCAUGGUGGGAGCAAAACGUGUGGCCAGGAAGGCUGCGAGAAAGGGGCGCUCAAGGGCGGGUUUUGCUGGGCCCACGGAGGAGGCAAGCGAUGUCGAGCUCCGAGCUGUCAGAAGCCCGUCAAGUCUGGGGAUGUGUGCAGCUUGCAUUAUAAAGAUCCAAAUACAUAGCUACACUCUUGUCCUCG
Molecule: messenger RNA, 879 nt
Organism: Aphanomyces astaci
Lineage: Eukaryota; Oomycota; Saprolegniomycetes; Saprolegniales; Verrucalvaceae
Exons: 4
Coding region: 113-862 (249 amino acids)
Source: RefSeq, a predicted model, not a curated record